AGGAACACAUUCCUCCACAGGGGACAAUUGGCCCCUCAAACCCCCGAAAUCUCCGUUCAGAACUUGUUUAUUUACCGACGAGUAUCGAUAGACCCGCACUUCGAUAGGCAGGCAAUCGAUGGCUAUGCAGCUCUGGCGUCCCAACAUCAAAAAAUUACCACGUGAAGCGAAAUUGUGCGAAUUUCAUCACGACAUUUAAAUUGAUUUCCGGACAUAUAAACAAAAUCCAAAACUCAUCCGGCAGCAGGCUCAGUCAGGCCAGUAAAUCCGAAAAGAGAGCAACCAGCAGGAAAAGAGAAUCCACGUAAAUACAGAGAAAAUGGCUCUACGCGUUCAAUUCGAGAACAACGACGAUAUCGGCGUCUUCACCAAACUAACCAACACAUACUGCCUGGUGGCCAUCGGCGGAUCCGAGACCUUCUACAGCGCCUUCGAGGCGGAGCUGGCCGAGACCAUCCCGGUGGUGCACGCGAAUGUGGGCGGCUGCCGGAUCAUCGGCCGCCUCACCGUGGGCAACCGCAACGGCCUGCUGGUGCCCAACUCCACCACCGACGAGGAGCUGCAGCACCUGCGUAACAGCCUGCCGGACGCCGUGAAGAUUUAUCGUGUGGAGGAGCGCCUGUCCGCGUUGGGCAACGUUAUCGCCUGCAAUGACUAUGUAGCCCUGGUGCACCCGGAUCUGGACAAGGAGACCGAGGAAAUCAUUGCAGAUGUGCUCAAGGUGGAGGUCUUCCGCCAGACCAUCGCCGACAACUCACUGGUGGGCUCUUACGCCGUGCUGAGCAACCAGGGUGGCAUGGUGCAUCCCAAGACGAGCAUUCAGGACCAGGACGAGCUGUCGUCCCUGCUGCAGGUUCCCCUCGUGGCCGGAACAGUGAACCGGGGCAGCGAAGUGCUCGCCGCCGGCAUGGUGGUCAACGACUGGAUCUCCUUCGUGGGCAUGAACACCACGGCCACAGAGAUCUCGGUGAUCGAGAGCGUCUUCAAGCUAAACCAGGCACAGCCCGCCACAGUAACGACCAAGCUGCGUGCGGCCCUCAUCGAGGACAUGUCCUAAGCGAAACUGUUCGCACUUUCUACUUGAUAUAAGGAUUAUCUGUUAUCUUCUACAUUUCAUUUAAGAAAUACAAAAAACGAAACAAAAACAAA
Drosophila mauritiana is the source of this 1149-nucleotide messenger RNA. It is a transcript of the gene eIF6, whose product is annotated as eukaryotic translation initiation factor 6. The record is from RefSeq and is a predicted model, not a curated record. Gene Ontology annotation, molecular function: ribosomal large subunit binding. Gene Ontology annotation, cellular component: nucleolus; cytosol; preribosome, large subunit precursor. The coding region runs from base 320 to 1057 and encodes 245 amino acids. Lineage: Eukaryota; Metazoa; Arthropoda; Insecta; Diptera; Drosophilidae. The transcript has a single exon. Gene Ontology annotation, biological process: ribosomal subunit export from nucleus; maturation of 5.8S rRNA; cytosolic ribosome assembly.